AUGAGCUGGUUUUCCAUCCUCCCAUCGGACUGGACCAACGUUGAGGCAUGGCUCACUCGCUUCUUUCUGAUGCUUGCGCUCCUCACGAUCGGGCCAUGGGUCGUCAUCCUCGCGUACGACGUCCUCUUGUAUAUCCUACGCUUCAUCAUGUACGAGAUCCCCGUCGUGGGUGGUCGCGCGCGCGGGCGACAGCGUCCGACAGCACCGAGCCUUACGGAGCGACCGGACGGGGAGCGGCGGGACCUCAGUUUACCGAGAGCGCCG
Eremomyces bilateralis CBS 781.70 is the source of this 264-nucleotide messenger RNA. RefSeq lists its product as uncharacterized. The transcript has 2 exons. The record is from RefSeq and is a predicted model, not a curated record. Lineage: Eukaryota; Fungi; Ascomycota; Dothideomycetes; Eremomycetales; Eremomycetaceae. The annotation marks the transcript as partial.